AUGGGAAGUGAUUCUAUAGGUGAUAAUGCGCGCGAUUCGAACGCUCACGAAAUACCUAUACCUGAGGACGAGAGUAUGUCCGGCGAAUCUCGACACUCCAACAUGAAUAAUAACGAAGAAUCUAACUCAGGAGGGGCGAAUAAAAGAGCGAGGGAGUCAGACUCUACGAAUGGAUGGACUUAUGUUGGUAGACACGGCAAAAGAAGGGCCAGAACGUACACAGAGAAGAACACUGAAGAAGAAAAUACAAUAGAAGUGGGAAUUUACUCUAAGGAGUCGAUUCCAAAACAGUUUCAGUUGGCUAAAUUGCUUCGUAGCGAAAAUAUUACUGACGUCACUAGAAUUAGAUACGUUAAUCCAUACAAAGUCCGUAUCCAAUUUAGUAAUAUAGAAAGCGCUGAAAAACUGGUUUCGUGUAAUACCUUUUUAGAAAAAGGAUGGAGAAUACAAAAAACUUAUGAAGUGGGGAUAUCAUAUGGGAUAAUUAGAAAUGUAGAAAUUGAGUUACCUGAAGAAGAAAUUAAAGAAAACAUACGCACAGAACACGAACUAGUGUCAGUGAAAAGACUCAUGCGAAGAAAUGAUGACGAAACUGGAUGGUUACCAAGCGAAACAAUUCGCCUUGGAUUCAAAGGUACGGCAGUGCCUCCAUAUGUAUAUGUUUGCGAUAUGAGAAUCCAAAUCGAAAAGUUUGUUUUUUCAGUCACGCAAUGUACCAAAUGCUGGCGUUUUGGCCAUAGCAAAAAUAAUUGCCCAAAUAAAAAAAUUAUAUGCCCGAAAUGUACAGGAAAUCACGAUAAUUGCGAAACUACGAAUUUCAAGUGCGUUAAUUGCUCAGGCCCACAUUGGUCACUGAAUAAGUCAUGUCCGAUCUACAAAAAAGAGAAAAAAAUACGUGAAAUAAUGUCACAGUUUAAUGUUACUUACAAAAAAGCUUCAACAAUGUAUGCUCCGCCAUCUCCGCCGAAUCAAAAAGAUUUUCCCAAAUUUGCAUCCUGUGAUACUGACCUAUCUCAUGCCGAAUCUAUGGAAUCUCUACCUCAAAGAAGCUAUGCCGAAGCUGCUAAAGAAAAUUAUAGUGAUGAACCUAAACCUACAACUUCUCGUCGAGAUGAAUCCAACAAGAAGAAAAAGAGGAAAGGUAAAGAAAAGAAAGAUAGGGAAUUUGAAGAGGAUGAUUUUUGUAACAGAAGAGGAGAUACGGAAGACAAUCUUGCACAAAGUGGAGAUGAAGAGACAACUAAAAAGAAAGCCUCUUGUGCUGAACUACUUGAAAGAAUUGCUGAAAUAUUAUUUAUGAAGUCAUAUUCUACAACGAAGAAGACUGUAGAAGUGUUAAAACUAAUAUGGGAAUGGUUUUUAACUUUUGCUGAAGAUAAAUUUCCUAGCCUUGCUCUAAUUAAACAAUUAUUUAAUAAAUUUAAUGGAAAGUAG
This is a messenger RNA of Maniola jurtina (meadow brown), 1434 nucleotides long. RefSeq lists its product as uncharacterized. The transcript has a single exon. Lineage: Eukaryota; Metazoa; Arthropoda; Insecta; Lepidoptera; Nymphalidae. Bases 1 to 1434 code for a protein of 477 amino acids. The record is from RefSeq and is a predicted model, not a curated record.